AUGGGUGAGUCUUUCAGGUGGAGGACAAUGUUCUAUGCAGCGAGUAUGCAUGGUUUUCUUCUUGCAUUUGGUAUGCAUUUUGCAGUAGAGAGUCCCCGUUGGCUUUGUAAAGUUGGACGACUGGAUGAUGCCAAAGUAGUAAUCAAAAACAUAUGGGGGGAGUUUGAAGUCGAGAAAACUGUAGAAGGUUUUCAUUCGGUUAUGAAGAAUAAUGGCUCUGACUUAGAUAGUACAUGGUUGGAACUUCUCCGUAGACCGCAUUCACAAGUUGCAUUCAUUGGGGGAACCCUUUUUCUCCUUCAGCAAUUUGCGGGAAUAAACGGUGUUCUUUAUUUCUCAUCUUUAACGUUCCAAAACGUUGGAAUCACGAGUGGUGCUCAAGCAAGUCUUUAUGUUGGAGUCACAAAUUUGGCAGGUGCUCUGUGUGCAUCUUAUUUGAUUGAUAAGCAAGGAAGAAAGAAGCUUCUUAUUGGAAGCUACUUGGGAAUGACGGUUUCUAUGUUUCAUAUUGUUUACUUUGUUGGUUUCCCAUUGGAUGAAGAUCUGAGUCAGAGUUUGUCAAUAAUUGGAACACUCAUAACCUUUAAUAAGUAUCACCAUUAA
Molecule: messenger RNA, 603 nt
Organism: Arabis nemorensis
Lineage: Eukaryota; Viridiplantae; Streptophyta; Magnoliopsida; Brassicales; Brassicaceae
Source: the annotation of a GenBank genome assembly